AUGAAGGAGUUGUCUGUCUCUAAUAAGAAGCUGGUCCAACAAACUAGGAAGACGGUCAGCACCCCACCAAAGAUUCCUAAUCAAGGGAAACCUAGUGGAAGUAAUCCAUCACCCAAUAAUGAGACUGACAAGCUUAGAAUGGACAGGGUACAAGGGAAAGAUGCUAAAACUGGGCAUCAAUCCAAAAUGAAGAUGAGCAAUUCAUCCACUGAGGCAAGUGGCUCGUCUAACCAAAGGAAAGAUAUCCCAGAAAAUGGAUGUAACCUACCCAGGAAGAUUGAUUUCAGCUCUACACUGGGGAAAGGGUUGAUGGUGCCAGAGAAUGCACAACACUCGACUGCCUCAACAACUGAGCAAGCAGAUAGUGAUGAGACGGCCAUGGCCGUCGAUAAAGGAGCUUAA
Messenger RNA from Linum trigynum, 402 nucleotides. Lineage: Eukaryota; Viridiplantae; Streptophyta; Magnoliopsida; Malpighiales; Linaceae. The record is from the annotation of a GenBank genome assembly.